CCAAUGUUACUUCAAGUAUUGACAUGGUCUUAGUUGACGAGCAGGGAACCAGAAUACAAGCUACUGUCAAACGGAACCUGAUUGGUCAGUUUGAUGCCUUACUACAGGAAGGUGGAGUCCGUGUUCUGUCAAAGUUUGGCGUGGCGGAGAACAGUGGUAGGUUACUCUUGACAAGGCACCCUUGUAAGCUGAACUUUUACCGUCACACAACUGUGAGGAUGUCCAAUGACUGGACUGGUCCAGCUCAAUCAUUUCAACUUCGUUCGUUCAAUGACAUCUUGGCAAGGGAUUCUGAGGCAGCGUAUUCCUUUGCAUGUUUACCUUAUGUUGGUCUAACACAUUCCCUUUUUCCUACAAGGGGAACCAAGCUGAUGGGUGCUCUUUGGGAUGAGCACGCCAACAAACUGGAUGCAUUCCUGGCAGAUCCCCAUAGGAGUGACACCCGUGUCAUUAUGCUGCUGCAGUUUGCAAAACUGGGCGAAUGGGCAAAUGAGCCACAAAUCUCCAACUCAAUGUUCGGAUCGAAAAUCCUGAUUAAUGAAGAUUUACCAACAUUUGCUGAGUUCAAAGACAGGUUGAUGAAUGUCCAUGUUGACCCAACGGCUGAGAGGCUUUUGUCAUCAGCCACCGUCUUUUCUAACCCCGUUGAAUAUUGGUCAAGAUUUGAACACAAGGACAUUGAUGAGCUAAUGGACAUCACCGAGAAUCCAGAACGAAAACGGUUGGUUCUAUUGCUUGCACCAAAUGCUCUAAAAAGGUUGAGCGUCUUUACCAACUGGUGGAUGAGAAUACUGAUGAUGAGGGUGUUGCGUGCUUUGAAUGUGGUGUGA
Molecule: messenger RNA, 830 nt
Organism: Erigeron canadensis
Lineage: Eukaryota; Viridiplantae; Streptophyta; Magnoliopsida; Asterales; Asteraceae
Exons: 6
Coding region: 24-830 (268 amino acids)
Source: RefSeq, a predicted model, not a curated record